AUGGAAAUGGAAAUAUCACCGUUUGUUCUUAAUCAAACUCGACUCAUUGUCAUGUCAGAUCAAAAAGUGGUUGUAGCGUUUAUAAAAUUGAAAGAAGAAAAUCUAAUAGUGGAUGGCGAUGAAUAUAAGAAACACAGUUGGCAAUAUGGACGUAAAUAUGUUUUCUUUAAAAACAAAAGUAGACUCAAAGUUCAUCGUUAUAAGUACACUUUUGAAUUAGAGCCAGUUACAACAGAUCAAGAAGAAUCUGUUAGUUUUCAUGUUGGAAAAAAUAAAAGUGUUCAACAACAAAAGGAUGAUGAGUCAAAUUUACCACAAAUUACGGAGGUAUUUUCUGAUUCAGUCAAUACUAGUUUUCUAUCAGAAGGAGAUGUUGUUGGUUAA
Molecule: messenger RNA, 384 nt
Organism: Cetraspora pellucida
Lineage: Eukaryota; Fungi; Glomeromycota; Glomeromycetes; Diversisporales; Gigasporaceae
Source: the annotation of a GenBank genome assembly